AUGACCCACGACGUAGCGCCAGCACCACGAUUUCACGACGAGAAGGCCGCGUCCCUCGAGGACUUGGCGCUGAUCGACCCCCACCUGGAGCGCAAGCUGCUCUGGAAGAUGGACCUGCAUCUUGUCCCCAUUCUGUGGCUCAUGUGGACAUUCUCAAACCUCGACCGCAGCAACAUUGGCAACGCGUAUGCUGGAGGAAUGAAGGCCUCUCUUGGGAUGGACAGUACUCACUACUCGAUUGCGCUGCUAGUGUUCUUCAUCGGUUAUGUUAUUCUUGAGAUUCCAAGCAACAUGAUUCUCGUCCGUCUGCGCCCAUCGAUCUUCCUGCCCGCCUGCAUGUUCCUUUGGGGUGCCAUCGCCAUCGCCCUCGCCGGUUGCAAGACCCCUGGAGCUCUCGCCGGCGUACGUGUGCUGCUUGGUCUCGCGGAGAGCCCCUUCGCCCCCGGUGUGCUGUACCUGUUGUCCACCUGGUACAAGAAGAAGGAGCUGGCUCGCCGCUACACUCUCUUCUGGCUUGGCACUCCCGUGUCAGGAAUGAUCGGCGGUAUCCUAGCAGGAGGAAUCAUUGGCAAGCUGCACGGCAAGGGCGGAUUCGAGGGCUGGCAGUGGCUGUUCGUCAUUGAGGGCGCUGCCACUUGCGUUGUGGCGCUCGCCGCAUUCUUCCUCCUCCCGGACUACCCGACCACUACGAAGUGGCUCACCGACUCGGAACGUGAUAUCAUCCUCCGCCGUCUCGGUGAGGAGAACCUUAAUGUUGAGGGCGAGGAAAUGGGGCACAUGGAAAGCUUGAAGGCAGCGUUCACAGACUGGAGGACUUACCUCUUCGUUCUCCAAUAUGUGCUGGCUACUGGCUCGAUGACCAUCACCUACUUCAUCCCCACACUCGUUGGUACCUCUGGUCUUGGCUACACCGGCUCCAUGGUGCAGUACAUGACUUCACCAAUCUACGCCGUCGGAAUUGUCUGUGUCUUCACGGUCUGCUUCCUCUCCGACUACCUCCAAGAGCGCGGGUUCUUUGUUGUCGGUGCAGCGCUCAUGGGCACUGUGUCAUUCGGAAUCAUCAUGGGCGUCCAAAACCACGUGGUGCAGUACAUUUUCCUUUGUUUCGGCCUGGCAUCCAUUUUUUGCUGCGUCCCGACCAUCCUCGUGUGGGCCUCCAACGUCGUAUCGUGGCCCAGAGAGAAGAGAGCAAUCAUACAGGCCAUGCUGAACGUGGCUGGUAACGUUGCAAGCAUCUAG
Molecule: messenger RNA, 1239 nt
Organism: Apiotrichum porosum
Lineage: Eukaryota; Fungi; Basidiomycota; Tremellomycetes; Trichosporonales; Trichosporonaceae
Exons: 9
Coding region: 1-1239 (412 amino acids)
Biological process (GO): transmembrane transport
Cellular component (GO): membrane
Molecular function (GO): transmembrane transporter activity
Source: RefSeq, a predicted model, not a curated record